Messenger RNA from Meloidogyne enterolobii, 1907 nucleotides. Lineage: Eukaryota; Metazoa; Nematoda; Chromadorea; Rhabditida; Meloidogynidae. The record is from the annotation of a GenBank genome assembly.
UUAUGCUUUAUCCAACACCAGGAAAUGACGAUUUUAAGGUGGAUGAGUGUAUAAGUGGAGAUGAGGAAGAGGAUUUGAAUAUUAAAAAGAAAAAGAAGAAACUCAGUCAAGAAAUUGUAGAGGACGCUGUUGGUGAAAUUUCUUCAAAUUUUCAUUUUGAAGUGGAUGAAGGAAUUGAUGAGGAUGAUAAUAAACAAAAUAAUGAUUUGGAAGGAUUGACAACUUUUUUAAAGAAAAAUCAAAAUAGAAUGUCAACACUUGCUGAAAAAAUUGAAAUGGAAAGAAAAAGAAUUGGGCAGAAAAGUAAUAUUGAUGCUUUAAUGGAAAUUGGGGAAGAUACAUUCAAAGACGAAGAAGAAACAACAUCAACUCCAUUUCCUAUGGAAUUAACCGAAAAGGAAAUAAAAAAUGAUAAACUUCGUUUAAAACAGCUUGGAAGCAAACAAUUUUUUGAGAAAAGUUCUGAUCAACUAGAACAAAAAGUUUCAUCUUUUGACGAGUUAAAUUUGAGUAGACCAAUUUUAAAGGCAAUUUUGGAAUGUGGUUUUCAACUCCCUACUCCCAUUCAAGCUGCAUGUAUUCCUGUUGCACUUGCUGGCCGUGAUAUUUGUGCAUGUUCUGCAACAGGUACAGGCAAAACUGCAGCUUUUAUGCUUCCAAUAUUUGAACGUCUUCUUUACAAGCCACAGGGAAAACGGCCUACAACGAGAGUUUUGGUACUUGUCCCUACCCGUGAACUUGCUAUACAAGUCUUCCAAGUGAGCAAAAGAUUGGCAAAAUACACGAGUGUUGAAAUGUGCUUAGUUGCUGGAGGGCUUGAUGUACGAGCUCAAGAGGCAGCUCUUCGAAUGGGUCUCGAUGUGGUAAUAGCAACACCUGGACGUUUAAUUGACCAUCUACACAAUUCACCGAAUUUUUCUUUGUUAGAUAUUGAAGUUUUAGUUCUCGAUGAAGCUGAUCGAAUGCUUGAAGAACAAUUUAUGGAACAACUUAGUGAAAUAAUUAAAUUGUGUGCUCGAAAUAGACAAACAAUGCUUUUCUCUGCAACACUCAGUGAAGCGGUUGAGGAUUUGGCACGUCUUUCUUUGGAUAAACCAAUUAAACUAUUUGUUAAUGAAAAUACUGAUGUUGCUUUGAAUUUACGUCAAGAAUUUGUUAGAAUUAGAGGAGGAAAUGAAGAAGAAAAUUCUCUCAGAGAGGCUAUGGUUGCUGCUCUUGUAACUCGAAACUUUUCUGAACGAACAAUUAUUUUUGUUCGUACAAAACAUGAAUGUGAACGUUUAUGUAUUUUAUUAGCCUUAAUGGGAUUAAAAACUGGACAGUUACAUGGAGGGCUUAAUCAAGUUCAAAGAGUACAAGCACUUCAUUCAUUUAGAAAACAAAUAGAUGUAAAAAUUCUUUGUGCAACUGAUUUGGCUGCCCGUGGAUUGGAUAUUGAAGGAGUUAUGACGGUAAUAAAUAUGCAUAUGCCAAAUACAAUAAAAAAUUAUAUUCAUCGAGUUGGACGAACAGCUCGCGCUGGCAAAACAGGAAGAGCAAUAUCAAUGAUUGGAGAAAACGACAGAAAACUUGCAAAAGAAAUAUUAAAAGAAAAAACAACAAAUUCCUCAAAUAUAAUUCAAAGAAGUAUUCCUCCAGAAAUUAUUAAUUUAUUUUUAAAGAAAAUUAAACAAUUAGAAUCAAGUAUAGAAAAAUUAAUUGAAGAUGAAAAGAUUGAAAAAAUAAUUUUACAAAAACAAGAAAAACCAAUUGUUAAAACUGAGGGGGGAAAUGUUGUUAAUAAAUUAAUGAAGAGAGGAAUUAAAGAAGUAAAUUUUAUUGGUACUUAUCGGUUAUACGCCCACAAACUAAGUGCCAACCGAAUUUUAUCGGCAUUAACUCUUUUAUGCUUGAUCCAAUUCAAUUAA